Plectropomus leopardus (leopard coralgrouper) is the source of this 893-nucleotide messenger RNA. NCBI's taxonomy places the organism in Eukaryota, Metazoa, Chordata, Actinopteri, Perciformes, Serranidae. The record is from RefSeq and is a predicted model, not a curated record.
AUGGGAGAUGAUGUCAAAUAUGGAAAGAGGAAGAAGGAGGUUUAUGGGUUUGUGGAGUACGGACAGAUUCUUAUUGGAGAGCUGUGUGCCUUCUUCACCAAGGCAGAGGGAACCCAAGAGAAGACCAUCGUGACUGCAGACUGCUGCUACUUCAACCCCCUGCUGAGACGCAUAAUACGCUUCCUAGGUGUCUAUGCCUUCGGCCUGUUUACCACCACCAUCUUCGCCAAUGCCGGCCAGGUGGUGACAGGAAACCAGACGCCCCACUUCCUGUCUGCCUGUCGCCCAAACUACACAGCAUUAGGCUGCCAGUCCACCAUGCAGUACAUCGCAGAGCGCCGCGCCUGCACGGGCAACCCGCUCAUCGUCAUGUCUGCACGGAAAUCCUUCCCAUCCAAGGACGCAGCGCUCAGCGUCUACUCCGCCGUGUACACAGUGAUGUAUGUGACGCUGGUGUUCAAGACCAAAGGCACGCGGCUGACCAAGCCCACCAUCAGCCUCACGCUGCUCUGCCUCGCCAUGCUGGUGGGCGUGGUCAGGGUGGCUGAGUACCGCAACCACUGGGGGGACGUCCUGGCGGGAUUCUUCACCGGGGGAGCCAUCGCUGUGUUUCUGGUGACUUGUGUGAUUAACAACUUCCAGCGGAUGCUGCCGAGUCCUCCUCCGCUGCGAGCCCAGCGCCCCGAGUCCGUGCUGGGCAUGCCGAUGGUGACGCUGCCCUGUGUGGAGAGUCCACUCGAAAAACUCCGCGUGGAUCUCCGUUCACCGAGAUCACAUGACCAUCAGCCCUAUCGGUUCCCCGCCACCCCCGAUGUCCUCAUACCGUCUCGCUCCAUUUCCAGCGAAGUCUAGACCAGUCGGAGCAGCACUCGCCGCACUGCGCCGCCCAUCCG